AUGAGAAUGAACAAUAUACUCGUUCUCUACACCGGAACCACUGUUAACGAUGAUGGCAAGGAGAAGAAAGUCACGUUUGAUUUCGAGCCCUUUAGGCCCAUUAACGCUUCCUUGUACCUAUGUGACAACAAGUUCCAUACAGAGGCGUUGAAUGAGCUUCUCGAGAGCGAUGAUAAGUUUGGUUUCAUUGUGAUGGAUGGUAAUGGGACGUUGUUUGGGACUUUGAGUUGGAAUACGAGAGAGGUUCUUCACAAGUUUACUGUUGAUCUUCCCAAGAAGCAUGGAAGAGGAGGACAAUCUGCGCUUCGUUUUGCUCGGCUUAGGAUGGAGAAGCGACAUAACUAUGUUAGGAAAACAGCAGAGCUUGCUACGCAGUUUUAUAUUAACCCGGCUACGAGUCAGCCUAAUGUGGCUGGUCUGAUUCUUACUGGUUCAGCUGAUUUCAAGACUGAGCUUAGCCACUCUGAGUUGUUUGAUCCUCGUCUUCAAGCUAAGAUACUUAAUGUAGUUGAUGUGUCUUACGGGGGCGAGAACGGUUUCAACCAAGCGAUUGAGCUGUCUGCUGAGAUUCUAUCCAAUGUGAAGUUCAUACAAGAGAAGAAACUGAUUGGGAAGUACUUUGAGGAGAUUAGUCAGGACACUGAGUACGUUUUUGGUGUGGAGAAAGACCAAGAGUCUGAUUAGAGCAACUUCCAUGAUGCAGAGACUAACGCUGAGCUAGAAGUCCAGGACAAAAUGCCUCUUCUCGAAUGGUUUGCGAAUGAGUACGAACAUUUUGGUUGCACGCUUGAGUUUGUGACUAACAAGUCCCAAGAAGGGUCACAGUUUUGCAGAGGCUUUGGUGGGAUUGGUGGUAUGCUUCGUUACCAGCUUGACAUGAGGACGUUUGAUGAGUUAUGAGAUAGUGAACUUUAUGAGGAUUCUGAUUGAAGUGAUGGUGCUGGUUUUAGUUCAAUACAGUGAAGGGUUUGAGGUUUAAACCAUAGUAAAAGAGAAAUUUAAGUUUCUCGUUUCUUAUAGAUCAUUGAAAAGCUUGGUUUUUUCUUAUCUGUCAGACAAUUUGUGUUGUAAUUGAUCCUAAUUUUGAGGAUUCUUAACAUUUUAUGGUUUA
Raphanus sativus (radish) is the source of this 1111-nucleotide messenger RNA. RefSeq names its product eukaryotic peptide chain release factor subunit 1-2. Lineage: Eukaryota; Viridiplantae; Streptophyta; Magnoliopsida; Brassicales; Brassicaceae. Gene Ontology annotation, biological process: cytoplasmic translational termination. The record is from RefSeq and is a predicted model, not a curated record. Gene Ontology annotation, cellular component: cytosol; translation release factor complex. Gene Ontology annotation, molecular function: translation release factor activity, codon specific; sequence-specific mRNA binding.